AUGCAAACAAGUCAUAGGAAAAAUGUGGGCCAACAAAAUAGGAGCGCACGGACACGUAUCCGGGUGGGAAGGAACCACGACAUCAGCCCAGUCCCAAUUCUCCGUGGGUACAUCCAUCGGGCACACAUCGACUGGCUGUGCAUCGCGACGCUGCUAGCAGCACGCUCUCGGACCCGCUUCAAGGAUCCUCGACAGGCAUCAAGAACCAAGUGGUCGUCCCAGACUUUGGAGAUCUCGAGUCACUUUAUGGAGGGUAGCAAUCGCUUCAGCUUACUUACCCUGCUGUUUGACUUUGCGCCCGAACGGGGGUGGAGGCCAGUGCUUCAUCCACUGCUGCCAGUCAAUUACCAUCCAUGGCCUCAGCUGCCGGCGCUGGAGUAG
Molecule: messenger RNA, 381 nt
Organism: Pyricularia oryzae 70-15
Lineage: Eukaryota; Fungi; Ascomycota; Sordariomycetes; Magnaporthales; Pyriculariaceae
Exons: 4
Coding region: 1-381 (126 amino acids)
Source: RefSeq, a predicted model, not a curated record